AUGACUGAUACUCCGCGGUCCGACAAGUCCCGGACUAGGUUCAGCACCCCCGUGUCUGAACUCGACGACCACAGGAACCAACCUGCCUCGAUGCCGCGAGCGGAUACUGGGGGAUCUGCACACGGAUCGCGACGUCCCACAUUCGCAAGUAUUCAACCCCUGCCGGACCGGCCCAAUCUGCUACAACAGGUCAAUGAAGCCCUAGAAUCACACCAGGUUACGGCCCGUGAUUUCGAGCAGGCCAUCGCGGAGGAUGAUGCGCACCUGUCUCCCGAGCCCGCACGUGCAAUUCCCGCCGUCAGUCCCCUUACACGGCGCAAUACCUUCCAACGUCUUCCCAAGUCGCGCACGUCGUCUGCUAGUUCCCGCUCACAGUCGCCGCCAAACUCUGUCGAUGCGUUUGCAGGCUCUCAUCGGCGGGAACGAGCUGGGACGAUCAAUAGCCGCCCUCCAUCCGAGCUUGAACUAGCCAUCCACAGGACCAUAUCUGGAGGGACUAGACGGCGCCCUACGAUUAGCGAUGAACGGCCCGAGGAUCUCCACAUCGAUGUCGCUUCAGCUGCCAGUUCUGCAGAAGAGGACGUGUGCUUUCCGGUCCAAGAAGAUCCUGGCAAGACCACCAGGAUCGACUUUGAGGAGCUCGAAGAGUUCGUGGCCGAAUACCAUGAGAAAACUCCCAUUGGAAACCCAUUGCGCCACAAGCCAAGCGUCAGCUCCCAGCUCUCCAAGAAGGUCUUCGGUGAUCUCCGCCCACGUCCCAGCAGUGCCGUCUCCACUUCCCACAAGGGCGACGUUGAAACGACCCUCACCGGAGCGGUUGACCCAGAGGUUGAAGAGAAACUGGCUGCGGCUGGCCUUUCCCACAUGUACAACGACAAGCUUGGCAAUUCGAACGAAGGCAUGCUCAAUCGCUGGACGUUCUUCUCCUCUGAGCUCGAUGAUACUAUCCAUGCGGCAGAGCUCGGCGGUCUGCUAAUGCCUGGCGAGCAUUUCCGUGAUCUCUUCGAACUUCCCCCUGAUGGCGGGGUUUGGUGGCUCGACAUGGUCAAUGCGACAGAAGAGGAGGUGUUCGCAAUCUGCAAAGCCUUUGGCGUUCACCCGCUUACCCGUGAGGAUAUCACGACACAGGAGACCCGCGAAAAGGUGGAGUUGUUUCACCAAUAUUACUUCGUCUGCUUCCGAUCCUUUUAUCAAGCAGAUAAGGAUUCGGAAAACUAUCUUGAGCCCGUCAAUUUCUACGCAGUGGUCUUCAAGGAAGGUCUGCUCACCUUUACAUUCACGGAGAGCCCCCAUACUACCAAUGUUCGGAAGCGUAUUGGGCGUCUCCGGGAUUACAUCAACCUGAGCAGCGACUGGGUGUGCUAUGCGUUGAUUGACGAUAUCGUCGACAGCUUCGCCCCUGUGCUCCGCUCCAUUGAGGAUGAAACCGAUGCUAUUGAAGACCAGGUGUUUAUAGCCCGUCUUGAAGACUCGCGCGAGAUAUUGCGCGCCAUCGGCGACUGCCGCAAGAAGGUUAUGCAGCUCAUUCGGCUUUUGGGAGGAAAAGCAGAUGUCAUCAAAGGCUUUGCCAAGCGUUGCAACGAGAACUACAAUGUCGCUCCGCGCGGUGACGUGGGCUUGUAUCUCUCGGAUAUCCAGGACCACGUCGUUACCAUGAUGUCGAAUUUGGGUCACUUCGAGAAGAUGCUGUCUCGCGCGCACUCGAACUACCUAGCCCAGAUCUCGGUCGACCAGGUCAUUCAAGGCACCAAGUCCAACAUGACGCUCGGCAAGGUCACGGUCAUUGCCACGAUUCUCGUUCCUCUUAAUCUGAUUUGCGGUCUCUUUGGUAUGAACGUAACCGUGCCAGGACAAGAUUCGGGAUCGCUGGGGUGGUUCUUUGGGAUUCUGGGUGCCAUUGCUCUCUUCGUCACUGUUUGUCUCGGGGUUGCUAAGAGGUUAAGGUAUAUCUGA
Messenger RNA from Westerdykella ornata, 1953 nucleotides. RefSeq names its product magnesium transporter ALR1. NCBI's taxonomy places the organism in Eukaryota, Fungi, Ascomycota, Dothideomycetes, Pleosporales, Sporormiaceae. Gene Ontology annotation, cellular component: plasma membrane. The coding region runs from base 1 to 1953 and encodes 650 amino acids. Gene Ontology annotation, molecular function: magnesium ion transmembrane transporter activity. The record is from RefSeq and is a predicted model, not a curated record. The transcript has a single exon. Gene Ontology annotation, biological process: magnesium ion transmembrane transport; intracellular magnesium ion homeostasis.